This is a messenger RNA of Larimichthys crocea (large yellow croaker), 2020 nucleotides long. RefSeq lists its product as uncharacterized. Lineage: Eukaryota; Metazoa; Chordata; Actinopteri; Sciaenidae. The record is from RefSeq and is a predicted model, not a curated record. The coding region runs from base 89 to 1849 and encodes 586 amino acids. Gene Ontology annotation, molecular function: oxidoreductase activity. The transcript is spliced from 10 exons.
CUGUACACAACAGUAUGCCAGAGCUGAGGUACAGACCACGUUCCCACCAUCAGAAGCCGGCAUAAGUUGACAAUUCAAACUCAACCAGAUGGUGAUACUUGAUGUGUUAAUAAUAGGGGGUGGCCCUCAUGCCUUGACCCUGGCUAGUUUACUAUCCAACCCUGAUCCAAACUCAGACCCUGGACAUGACUUACCACUCUCCACCUCCUGCUCGGACCCUCCGAGGCCUCAACCAAACCUGAAGAAGAGAAAUGCAGCAACUGUCUCUCCAGGCGUGACACUGGAGGAGCAAAUAGCAAAGUCCACAAUAUCGGAGAGGGUCAUUUGCCCCCCGCUGAGUCUCCGAGUGGUAGAUUCCUACGGAGAAUGGACCACUCUGUGGGAGAGCCAGUUCACAGCUCUGAACAUCCCUCAUCUGCGCUCACACACGCUUGUGCACUCAGAUCCUCUCAAUAAGAAAGCACUGCAGGAGUUUGUUUUAAAGUGUGAUCGUUCGGCGGAGCUUCACAGUCUUCCGGACCAGGUUUACAUUCUGGACGAAAAUGCAUUUUUCAAUGACAUGAGGCUUGGAAAGAAGGAGAGGAAACGUCUCAACAUCACUUCAACACUCAAGAAGAGUUUGUCUUUCAGCUUGCCGGGAAGCAAACUGAGUGUGGAUUUCUUUAAAGAUCAGGUGGAGAGAUACAACUUGGACAAAGUUCUGGUAAAGGGAACAGUGGAGAACAUCACACCCAUAUGUGAAAACAAGGAGAAGAUGGAAGACAAUGCUCAGGAAACAGAGAAUGAGGCCAUGACAGUGACUGAAAGGAAGAGAGUGAAAUAUUUUCAAGUCCAAUUUCAGGAAGGAAACAUCCUAAGAGCCCAUCAGGUCAUUAUGGCAACAGGUCCAACCCGUGCCCAGAUGGCAAACAUCCCUUCGUGGGUGAAAAGCAUUGGAGAGAGCUACCCAGAGGAGCGUUUGCAACACACAGUGCACCUCAUGCACCACCUGGCAACUGCUCGACAACAACUUAAAGAUCAUCAGAGACAGAAAGAGACUUUUCCCACUGAAGAACUGUGUGUAGUGUGUGAGGCAGGGCAGAGAGUAAUGGUAGUUGGUGGAGGUCUGACCAGCGCUCAUGUCGUCUCACUUGCCCUGCAGCAAGGUGCCAGCCAUGUGACAUGGGUCAUGAGGAAGUACCUGCAGUUAAAACAGUUUGAUGUGGGCGACGUGGAGACCCUGGUGGGUCGUUACUCCCAUGUGGAACACGGCAUCAAGAUGGACGGCCAAGCCUACCUACGACAGUUCUAUAAUGAACGGAGUCUCCACAGGCGGCUGGCUAUGAUUCGCCAAGCAAGGAAAGGAGGGGCCGUCACACCAGAGGCGUACAUCCACCUACAGCCAUUCAUCCUGAAUGGACAGGUGGACGUGAAGACAUACUGUCAGGUGAGUGAAGCCAGCUGGUGCUACAGAAGCCAGGCCUGGAGUCUUUCCCUCAGCACCGGGAACCACUGGACUGGAGAUAUGAUCUGGCUCGCCACCGGCUGCAAACUUGAUGUCAAACAGGACCCAUUGCUUUCUGAGGUGAUGAAGGAAUUCCCCAUUCAGGUGAUAGACGGUUGGCCGUGCAUAUCAGAAAGCUUACAGUGGGCUGAAGAGUGUCCGCUCUAUCUGAUGGGGCAGUACACAGCUCUUCAGGUGGGACCUCAUGCAGUAAACCUGGCUGGUGGACAGGCUGCCAGCAUGCGAAUCGCCAAAGACAUUGCACGCCGUCAACAACGGGACAAUGGGGACGCUUCUGAACCGAGUGGAGAGAAAUCUAAAACUGAAGAAUAUAUUCAACAGAUGCAAGGCCUGUUAUGGCUUUGACUUUAGCAUUUAGCCCGAAGAAAUGUGUAUGUGAGCAGUCAUCUAUUCUUGAUGAUGAUGAUAGGCCUACACUUCAAUAAAAGCUGUGAAAUGGACUUCUUUUUAGGAACUAUAUCAUUCAAUCUUGGACAGGGCUGGAGCCGAUCCCAGCUGGCACUGGACAAGAGGCGG